Molecule: messenger RNA, 2381 nt
Organism: Chilo suppressalis (striped riceborer)
Lineage: Eukaryota; Metazoa; Arthropoda; Insecta; Lepidoptera; Crambidae
Source: the annotation of a GenBank genome assembly
CUGCGGCACGCGCGAGGACGCUUGUCGCGCACCCUACAGAAGUGCAGGACUGGUGACCCAACAGUGUGAGUGACGUGACGAGUGCCGUCUACGCACAUGCGUGAAAUGGAAUGACCUAUAGUGAACGGAUCGUGACUUGUGAUGUCAUAGUGCUAGCGUGCCACUAAGUGAGUUCCGAUCGAGUUCGCGGAGUACACCCAGGAUUGGAAUCCGGCCGAUGUGACAGCGUGUCAAAAGCUUCACUGCCCACACAAAAGUUUAAAGCAUAACAAAAAGCUGGGACAAUGCCAGCGUCAAUAUCAGUACCGUAUAGAAGGACGAUAAUUGCGCGGAUUUCAUGGUGAUUGAACAAAGUGGACUAGAAAGAUGUCGGUACAAGCCAGUGUGGGUUAAAAAAAAGGAAAAAAUGGGCAGCAAAGGGCUCGGGGGAGAGGUGGUCGGAAUUUUCCUGGCCGUCAUUUUCUGCAUCGCUUGCCCUAAAUAUGUGUCAUCAGCCCAACGCGAGCUCGGCAAGGGUCUGCCGUCGAACGCAUCUUCGACCGCCCCGCCGGCCGGGUCGGUGGAGAACGCCAUCAGGUCGGGCCCGGCGGCUAUCGACCAGGCCAGGCCCACGCCCCGCACCGGACCUUACUUCGACCUGGUGGCGUCCAAGAACGUCACCGCACUACUCGGCAAGACGGCUUACUUGAAUUGCCGCGUCAAGAACUUGGGAAACAAAACAAUCAACAUGCAAGUGUCAUGGGUGAGACACAGGGACAUUCAUUUGCUGACAGUCGGCCGGUACACAUACACGAGUGAUCAGCGCUUUCGUGCUAUACACUUGCCACACUCAGAAGACUGGACUUUACAGAUAAAGUACCCGCAGCAUAGGGACUCGGGAAUCUACGAGUGUCAAAUAUCGACGACUCCGCACAUGAGUCAUUUUAUACAUUUAAAUGUCGUUGAACCGACGACGGAAAUAAUUGGCGGUCCUGACCUCUACAUCGAUAGAGGCAGCACUAUCAACCUGACCUGCGUGGUUCUGUAUUCACCAGAGCCACCAGCAUACAUAUUUUGGAAUCACAAUGAUGCCAUAAUAAGCUAUGAUUCCCCGCGUGGAGGCGUGUCGGUUGUGACUGAAAAGGGGGAGACUACCACCUCCUUCCUGCUCAUCCAGCAGGCUCGGCCCUCGGAUUCGGGGACCUAUCAAUGCAACCCGAGCAACGCUCAGUCAAAAAGCGUGGUGGUGCAUGUUUUAAAUGAAGCAAACUCCAUUUUUCCUUUAUCAGGUGAGUACCCUGCGGCGAUGCAGCGCGGCGGGCAGGCGUUUGCGCCGACCUCCACUACGCACUGUCUCGUCCUGGCCGCCUGCCUCUUCAUCACGCUGUCUUGACACCUACACACUAUUGACAACAUGUAAAUAAAACGAUAUCCACCUAAUUCGCCAGUCUAUAGUCACCGUUACGAACUCACACCACAACUUCACUUCCCGAGUACGACGUAAGCGUGACUAUACACUGGCCGAAUUACACUCACUAUUUUAUAGUAUGGGUUGUGUUAUGUACAAUAUAAAUAAAUCGCUGAGCGAGUAGCGUAUGCUUGUUUCGUAUAGAGAAUUUGUAUAUACUGUACUAUAAAAACUAAGCUUAUUUAUUGUUGUGUUUUUUAAUCUGUGGAUACAAUUAGGUGUUUUGUUUUCCAUUUUCUAGCUCCGUCAACUUAAAAUGGGAUCCUGCGUAUAGUUUUGUAAUUAAGAAUCCAAAUGUUCUAAUGUUACAUUAUCGAGACCAUGUCUGUAGAAUUCGUCAUUAUAUACAGUGAUACAUGAUAACAUACCUAUCUAUGUAAAGGAUCUGACGUCUAGGCUCAGCGCACACCGGGAGAGGCACGGCUAAGAAGGUACUGAGAAGUCGACAAUUUCAGUUAAACCCUAAUUUUUAUAACAUAAGUUUUAAAUUUUCAUGGUAAAUAUGCAACAAUACACACGCGGCGUACAGCACUGGGAAGCGGCCAAGAGAGCCAGCGCAUGGCUGUUCCGCUCCGUGGCUCUUAGCUGCGCUCGAAGUCGCCGCGCUUAGUAUCUUUGCCGCGCCUCCCGGUGUGCUUUGUGCCUAAAGUAAACAUUAGAAUCUGAAAAAUAAAGAUAGUUACACAGGAAUGUAUAAACAGCUGACAAUACUACGAUAAAACACAAAGUUUAGGAAGAGGACUGUACAUAGUUAUAACUAAAUAUAAAGUUAUACGAUCAUACUAUUUAGCUUUACAUAAAAUCGUUUAAGGGAAAUGUACAUUGUAAGUAAAUAUAGUAUUUUAAUGGUGGAUUCCAAACAGUUUUGUAAAUAUUUCACAUAAAGAACUUACCCAGACAGGUUGGAACUAAAGUUGAGAAAAAUAGUUAUGCG